UGACCGCAAAUUUGAUUAUGCGUGUAAUGCUUUUAUUAUGAAGGUGCAUUUUUAUGGUGAAAUCAUACUUGCUUAUGUCUGCCAGUUAGGCUCUACACCCUUGUAAAGCUGAUUAAUGUGCUUCAUUUUAAGAAGUUAUUUGGCCACAUUAGUUGUGAUACCUACCUUAUCAAAACACAUAGGCCUAUGGGCUAGGCUGCAUGAGGUGUGCAACUAUAAUUUGAAAAAGUAGCCAAAAAAAGGCAUUGCUUCUUGCCUUACGCUGGGCAUCAUUCACAAGUGAUAAUAUAUAUAUAGUUCAUAAGUGGGCUGAUAUUGUUACCCAUCAGACUAUUUUUGAUUUUGUCUUUACAUAUACUAAAUAAUGUGUGAAAUGUAUUUCAUUUAGAAUGGACCAUUAUCAUGCACCUGUUUCGAUACGGGGGCAGUGGAAAAAAUACAUGUCAUCUAUGCACUUAAAUAGCAAAUGGAGAAUGCUUUUCCCGUGGUUUAUUUUCAUGCCAGCCAGGUAGGCCAUGCUACUCUUGUUAAGAAAAGCAAUGUGCUUAAUAUUAGGAAAGUUGAGAAAUAAAUUUAGUAGGCCUAGUCUAUAGAAAGAUGAUGGGAUCCUCCUCUAUUUAGUUGAAGCCAUCACUCUGUUUUCUCACACAAUUGCAUAGCCUAUAGAAAUGUUGCGCAACAUUAUCUCCUGGGCUCUCAUUAAGUGUUUGGUUAGAUUUUUUAUGACAUUUGCAUUGAUGUCAGAGUGGUUAGAGGGACAAUAGAGUGCGGAGUACCAGGCAGUUAGCAAGUAUGGUAGGCUACUAAAUGACCAACAGUAGCAUCAGAGCUUGGAGAAGCCUAGUUACCGUGAGUAAACAGUCACAUGGAAUUUGACUACCUUCAUGACUCAUGACUGCCAGUUUGGCCGUAAUACGGUCACCGUAACAGACCUAAGUGGAGUUAGGAAGUUAGCUGUCAGAACUUCUACAAUGUAAAUGUACUUUUAAUCCAUUUGUCUGCAUAUUUCAAGGCAUGAGUGAGAUACCCAAUGGGUUGGACGAUACUUCUCUCAUCAAUCUUGUAAAAACGUGUACUUAACCUGGAAAUCAACCAUCCUCCAUCGUUAACACAACGGAAAGGAAUAGCGUGAUUUAUUAUCUAAAUGUUGAAAGUGCGUGGGCAAUGGAGAAAAACAAAACAAAGUGGUGCAGUUUGAGGCAAAUGUGGCGGAGAGUGAUACGGUAGCUGGAGACUGAGGUUGAGCAAGCAGGUGGGUCUGGGCAGGGGUGAUGUUGUGUAUGUUUGUGUGCAUCUGUAUGUUGCCAUGUUUUGUAUUGUAAAAAAAAAUGACAUAAACAUAAAAUCGUACAAAAAAAACGAGUAUUCCACUUUAGACUAUUGAAAUGUAUAAUAUAUUUGUAUAUUUUCACACACUCGACCAUGGAAGUCAGACACAGCGGGGUCGGGGAGGCGUUGCACUCCAUGAUGGACCUGGAGCACUCCCGUGUGUGAUAGGGCCAGUUCUCAGAGGAAUACCAGCCACUCCACUCCAUGGGGAAAGAGGCCUUCGGCUUCGUGUGGCAGGCCUGCAGACUCUCAGACGGACAGAAGGUGGUGGUGGUGAAGUUCAUCAGGAAGGGCAGGAUAGUGAGUGACUGCUUGGUAGAUGACCCCAUGCUGGGCCGUGUCUGCCAGGAGAUCGCCAUACUCACCCGCCUACAACACCACAACAUUGUCAAGGUAAAGAGGCAACAUUUUUCUCAUCCUCUUUGUGUUUUUCCUUCUCAUUUCAUAAAUGGUUCUGUGUGGGAGGUGUUUGAGAACGAGAGUUACUUCCAGAUGGUGAUGGAAAAGCACGGAGAGGGCCUUCAGACAGUGGCGUAUCUGAGGAACAAAGGCAUCUUCCACAGGGACAUAAAGGAUAAGAACAUCAUCAUCAACACAGAGUUCCACCCAGAGGUACUGUAGGGCGUAAGUACAUACAGUUGAAGUCAGAAGUUUACAUACACCAAAGCCAAAUACAUUUAAACUCAGUUUUUCACCAUUCCUAGUAAAAAUUCCCUGUCUUAGGUCAGUCAGAAUCACCACUUUAUUUGAAGAAUAUAAAAUGUCAAAAUAAUAGUAGAGAGAAUGAUUUAUUUCAGCUUUAUUUCUUUCAUCACAUUCACAGUGGGUCAGAAGAUUACAUACAGUCAAUUAGUAUUUGGUAGCAUUGCCUUCAAAUUGUUUAACUUGAAUCAAAUGUUUUGGGUAGCCUUCCACAAGCUUCCCACAAUAAGUUGGGUGAAUUUUGGUCCAUUCCUGGUGUAACUGAGUCAGGUUUGUAGGCCUCCUUGCUCGCACACACUUUUUCAGUUCUGCCCACAAAUGUUCUAUAGGAGUGAGGUCAGGGCUUUGUGAUGGCCACUCCAAUAACUUGACUUUGUUGUCCUUAAGCCAUUUUGCCACAACUUUGGAAGUAUGCUUGGGGUCAUUGUCCAUUUGGAAGACACAUUUGCGACCAAGUUAAACUUCCUGACUGAUGUCUUGCUUCAAUAUAUCCAUCUAUUUUGUGAAGUGCACCAAUCCCUCCUGCAGCAAAGCACCCCCACAACAUGUUGCUGCCACCCCCGUGCUUCACGGUUGGGAUGGUGUUCUUCGGCUUGCAAGACUCCCCUUUUUCCUUCAAACAUAACGAUGGUCAUUAUGGCCAAACAGUUCUAUUUUUGUUUCAUCAGACCAGAGGACAUUUCUCCAAAAAGUAUGAUCGUUGUCCCUAUGUGCCGUUUUUUUUAAUGACGGUUUUGGAGCAGUGGCUUCUUCCUUGCUGAGCGGCCUUUCAGGUUAUGUCGAUAUAGGACUCGUUUUACUGUGGAUAUAGAUACUUUUGUAUCCGUUUCCUCCAGCAUCUUCACAAGGUCCUUUGCUGUUGUUCUGGGAUUGAUUUGCACUUUUCACACCAAAGUACAUUCAUCUCUAGGAGACAGAACGCGUCUCCUUCCUGAGCGGUAUGACGGCUGCGUGGUCCCAUUGUGUUUAUACUUGUGUACUAUUGUUUGUACAGAUGAACAUGGUACCUUCAGGCGUUUGGAAAUUGCUCCCAAGGAUGAACCAGCCUUGUGGAGGUCUACAAUUUUUCUCCUUAGGUCUUGGCUGAUUUCUAUUGAUUUUCUCAUGGUGUCAAGAAAAGAGGCACUGAGUUUGAAGGUAGGCCUUGAAAUACAUCCACAGGUACACCUCUAAUUGACUCAGAUGAUGUCAAUUAGCCUAUCAGAAGCUUCUAAAGCCAUGGCAUCAUUUUCUGGAAUUUUCCAAGCUGUUUAAAGCCACAGUCAACUUAGUUUCUGACUCACUGGAAUUGUGAUACAGUGAAUUAUAGGUGAAAUAAUCUGUCUGUAAACAAUUGUUGGAAAUAUUACUUGUGUCUUGCACAAAAUAGAUGUCCUACCUGACUUGCCGAAAUUAUAGUCUGUUAACAAGAAAUGUGUGGAGUGGUUGAAAAAUGAGUUUUAAUGACUCCAACCUAAGUGUAUGUAAUCUUCCAACUUCACCUGUAUCUCUUGGCUCUCUACUAUCAACUAAUGGAAUGUCUUUGUCCCCAGAAUAUUUGUGCCAGCCCAAAACUCUAACGGGGAAUGUGGGAAAUGGUCAGUGGGUAGAUGUGGAAAACUAUUGUCAUAUUGUUUGUCAUUUUUGAUGUUAUUAAAAACUGUAUAUACCAAAUAUUGUAACUUAGGAAGGAAACCCUGUUUAACUGUCAAGUUCUCAUCCAAUCUGAUGUGAAUACAAUUUGAAGAAUGAUGAAAGUAUGCUUUUAAGAUAGGAAUGUGAUUUUGGUUUUCUUUGCACAUUAAGUAGCAACGCUCCGAGCGAGGUCAGAAAGCUUGUCAGCGUGAUGGAACCGCCCUUUUUGACCAGAGUGCUUAAAAGGACUGGCUAAGAAUGAACAUAUCAGACCAGACCUCUUCCUGUUUUUCCCAUGCUGGUGCUGCAGGCACUACUGCCACCAUGAUGCCCUGGACCUCCCUAGUGGUGUCACGCCCUGACCUUAGAGAGACAUUUUAUUUGUCUAUUUGGUUAGGUCAGGGUGUGAUGUGGGGUGGGCAUUCUAUGUUUUUUAUUUCUAUGUUUUGGCCGGGUAUGGUUCUCAAUCAGGGACAGCUGUCUAUCGUUGUCUCUGAUUGGGAAUCAUACUUAGGCAGCCUGUUUUGCCACCUUAGGUUGUGGGAUGUUGUUUCUUGUUAGCUCUGUAAAGCCUACAGAACGUGACGUUCGUUAAUCUUUUGUUUGUUUGUUUGUUUGUUUGUUUGUUUGUUUGUUUGUUUGUUUGUUUGUUUGUUUGUUUGUUUGUUUGUUUGUUUGUUUGUUUUGGUUGGUUUGUUUAGUGUUGUGAGAAAAUAAAGAAUCAUGAAAACAUA
Molecule: messenger RNA, 4379 nt
Organism: Oncorhynchus nerka (sockeye salmon)
Lineage: Eukaryota; Metazoa; Chordata; Actinopteri; Salmoniformes; Salmonidae
Product: PAS domain-containing serine/threonine-protein kinase-like
Exons: 3
Coding region: 1534-1950 (138 amino acids)
Biological process (GO): negative regulation of glycogen biosynthetic process; protein phosphorylation; intracellular signal transduction
Cellular component (GO): cytosol; nucleus; cytoplasm
Molecular function (GO): ATP binding; protein serine/threonine kinase activity
Source: RefSeq, a predicted model, not a curated record